AUGGAGGGCCGGGGAGCGGAGAUGCGGAAGAUCAGAGAAAGUGCAACAUUGACCAGAGAUGUACUUGAGCAACAUUUUAAUGAUUUGAAAGGGACCCUAAAGAAGCUGUUGGAUGAACGACUGAUGUCCCUGCUGCAGGAGGUGGAUGCUAUAGAACAAGAGAGCAUCAAACCCUUGGAUGAAUGUCAGAAGCUAAUAGAGCACGGAGUCAGUACAGCUGAUGAUCUGCUCCGGGAAGGAGAGAGUGCAGUCCAUGGAGAUGUGGGACAACAGAAUGAGAAACUGUGCAGCUUUACAAAAAAAGCUUUACAUAUUCAGCUAGAUAGCUUACCAGAAGUGCCCUCCUUGGUUGACGUGCCUUGUUUAUCUGCCCAGUUGGAUGACUGCCUUCUUACUAUAUUGAAAAAUCAAAUAUUCAGACAUGGAACUGUGGCAUCUCACCCACCUGUACAGCUAGAGGAAUUCGUUGAGAAGCCUGGAGGUAUUUUAGUCCGAUGGUGUAAGGUGGAUGAUGACUUCAUACCACAAGAUUACAGACUGCAAUAUCGUAAGGGUACUGCCAGUCACUUUGAAGAUGUGUAUGUCGGCUCAGAGACAGAGUUCAUAGUGCUGCAUAUUGAUCCUAAUGUUGAUUACCAGUUCAGAGUCUGUGCCCGAGGAGAUGGACGGCAAGAGUGGAGCCCGUGGAGUGUUCCUCAGAUCGGCCGUACCACGCUAGUUCCCCACGAAUGGACAACUGGUUUGGAGGGUUACAGCUUGAGCAGUCGAAGAAACAUAGCACUUCGAAAUGAUUCUCAGUCAUGCGGUGUGCUCUACUCCAAAGCUCCUACUUAUUUCUGUGGGCAAACGUUAACAUUCAGAAUUGAAACCGUGGGACAGCCAGACAGACGAGACAGCCUAGGAGUGUGUGUGGAGCAGCAGAACGGCUAUGAUUCUUUGCAGCGGGAUAAAGCUGUGUGCAUUAGCACAAAUGGGGCGGUAUUUGUAAAUGGAAAAGAGAUGACAAACCAACUGCCUGCUGUUACUUCUGGAUCGACUGUGACGUUUGACAUGGAAGUUGUGCAAUUAGGGCCUUCCAGCAACGAGGGAGGGAACUUCAAGCUUAGAGUAACCAUCAGCUCUAACAACAGAGAAGUGGUCUUUGACUGGGUACUUGAUCAAUGCUGUGUCUCUUUGUAUUUUGGAUGUUCAUUUUCAUACCCAGGCUGGAAAGUUUUGGUGUUUUAGAAGCGAGUGAAGGGAUUUUUGCUCUUGCUAUAAAGUGUAAUGUUAAAACCUGGGUUU
Nipponia nippon (crested ibis) is the source of this 1284-nucleotide messenger RNA. The record is from RefSeq and is a predicted model, not a curated record. NCBI's taxonomy places the organism in Eukaryota, Metazoa, Chordata, Aves, Pelecaniformes, Threskiornithidae.